UGAAAACCUGUUCCAUCGAAGCUCGGGAGCCUGAGCUUGUCCAACGCCAGUGCUGAUACAAAAGUAAGGUGGGUUGGUAGGUGGGCUAUAUUCACAGUUCAAGUUUAGAACACUUCACAGCUGAACAUUGCAAGUGUUUGUGUCCAUGUCGAGACGACCACGAGAAUGCAAGGAAUGGGAGGUGCGCGCGUCAACUCUCGCUCGCAGCACCCAUAAUCUCAUUAGGGGAAUAGUGGAGAAUCUUCAAGUCGAACCCAAUCCAAACAAACAGUUGAUUGCCUUGUCUGUUGGUGAUCCCACGACUUUUGGAAAUCUGAAUCCACCAGAGCAAGUAUUAGAUAGUAUCCGUGAGAGUGUUCAAAGGCACACAAGUCGAGGCUAUGCUCCCGUUGUGGGUCAUUAUGAGGCAAGGCAAGCAGUGGCAGAAUACAGUGCGCACCAGGGAGAGGUGUCACCAGAUGAUGUUAUCCUGUGCAGUGGAUGCUCGCACGCCAUAGAGCUUGCGAUCACAGUGCUGGCAGAUUCUGGGCAAAAUGUUCUUGUACCAAGCCCAGCUUUUAUGAUAUACCAAACAGUGUCAGAAGGAUUAGGAAUCAAAAUAAAAUUUUACAAAUUAUUGCCUGACAGACAAUGGGAAGCAGAUUUGGAAGACUUAGAAAGCCAAAUAGACGAUGACACUGCCGCGCUUGUAGUCAUAAACCCGUCAAACCCGUGUGGCUCUGUCUAUACGAAAGAACAUUUAAAUAAUAUAUUAGACAUAGCGGCAAGAAACCACGUGCCUGUAAUAGCUGACGAAAUUUACGAACAUUUUGUGUUUUCUGGAAAUGAAUUCACUGCCAUAUCAGCUUUAUCUAAAGACGUCCCUGUACUUACAUGUGGAGGACUGACUAAAAGAUUUUUAGUUCCUGGUUGGAGAAUGGGUUGGCUCAUUAUUCACGAUCGCCACGAAAUUUUAGGGAAGGAAAUUCGCAAAGGAUUGAAUAAUGUGGCCAGUAAAAUUUUAGGGCCAUGUACAUUAAUACAAAGAGCUCUGCCCUCAAUAUUAAAAAAUACACCACAAAGUUUUUUCGAUGAAGUGGUUUUGUUUAUCGAGAAUCAAGCCAAAUUAGCUUAUGGUAUACUCCGGCGAGCGCCUGGAUUGAAGCCUAUAAUGCCACAGGGAGCUAUGUACAUGAUGAUAGAAAUCAAAAUUGAUAUGUUCCCUAAGUUUACAAAUGAGCUUCAGUUUGUAGAGCAUUUAGUUGCUGAGCAGUCAGUAUUUUGUUUACCAGGACAGUGCUUCUGUUAUCCCAACUUUAUGCGUAUUGUGCUGACUGUACCAGAAGAUAUAAUGCGAGAGGCUUGUGAGAGGAUAAUAUUGUUCUGCCAAGAGAACGUCGCUGUAGUAUGCAGGGAUAAACUGGUAGAUUAUAAUAAAAGUGAUAUGUCUUUAUCAAUUGUUAAGGAAGUAAUUUGCGAUAACACUUUACCACGGCCAUGGCCAGAAAAAUUAUAACCUCAAAAUUAUAAGUUUGUUUUGUUACUUAGGCCGAAAUGUCGUUAUAGGUACCUAUACCUAUUUAGUGUGUUAGUAAGUCAUAAAUCAUACCUACUGCUUAUAACUUUUCUAGUGUGUUAGUAAGUCAUAAAUCAUACCUACUGCCUAUAACUUUUCUUAGUUAGGUGCUUAUGUAUUAUUAAAGUAACUAUCUUUUAAUACAAACGGUUAUUUUAAAAUAAAUUGUUUAUUUUUCACUACACCCAUAUCUUUAUAUGUGACUGUCUAAAUCAAAAGGGACCUUAUGGCGCACGGCACUUACGCCAUUAUUGCCGUUGUUUUGUAUUCGAUCAACGGCAAUAAAGACUAAGUGCAUAAUUUGAACGGCCGCAUACUUGCCUAAACUACGUAAUGGUAAAAAAAGGGGGAGAAAAAACAUUGAUUUUCCCCGCUUCUCCUAUAUUUUUUAUAAGUGUUUCUCUUUAAUUUAUGAGCGAAAUAGAAGAUAUGCGAUGCCUAUAGUUUUCUCUGUCUACUACGUCACAUAGCUAUAGCAUAGUGUUGUUCCAAACCUUCAAGUAUACUCGUUUGUUUUAAAGCGACUUCUAUAGACUAGAGCAAUCAUGAAGCUGUAGGUAGAUAAUUCUGGAGCAAUGGAAUAGGGAGUAUUAAUGUAUAUUUAUCCCGCCAGAGUGCAACGCUGUAUUCAAUAAUUAUAAUAAAGGUGUUGUGUUUUUCAAUGAACUUGAAUCAUUUAGCAAAUUCGUCUACACUUUGUGUUCUGAAGCCUAUUCAAUAAUCCACUAAAUCCUUCUUUUAAACUCGCACCACGAUUGUGAGGAAGGUAUUUUAGUCGUAAAUCUUCAAAAACAUUGAAAAUUGGCGCUUUUUGCCUCCAUUACAAAUGUUUGUUAACUCUAGUUGACCAGUAGUGCCAUCUGCGCCGAGCUUUGCGUAAUAUGCCCUACUACUAACAACUUUGUGAAGCAAAGAACAUAUAUUGAUAUCUCUUUCGACGUUUAUUUGAUCUUGUCUUGGUAAUCACCUGUAUUAGAUCUCCCUCACAGACCAUGUAAAUGUAAAUGUUUGCCUAAUAUUAUGUUAAAUAUAAUGUUAGUCAAUGUCAUCGACAAAAACUGUCAACGUCAUGACAUGACAGAGGCAUGUCUGAUACUGUCAUUCAUUGCUAUUCUGGCUACCUAUUCUGUUAUUUGUGUUGGUUAAAAGAAAUUAAGAACAAAACACGUAAUUAAUUGUUAAUUGCCUUUAAAGUAUUGAUCGUCUAGAAAAUAAUGUCUCAAGUAAAAUCAAACAAAAAGUUCAAGUGGGCCCUAGACUUUAACCCGAA
Molecule: messenger RNA, 2825 nt
Organism: Plodia interpunctella (Indianmeal moth)
Lineage: Eukaryota; Metazoa; Arthropoda; Insecta; Lepidoptera; Pyralidae
Gene: Tat
Product: Tyrosine aminotransferase
Exons: 5
Coding region: 146-1495 (449 amino acids)
Biological process (GO): L-phenylalanine catabolic process; biosynthetic process; L-tyrosine catabolic process
Molecular function (GO): pyridoxal phosphate binding; L-tyrosine:2-oxoglutarate transaminase activity
Source: RefSeq, a predicted model, not a curated record